UCAGGAUCUGAUGGAAUUAUUUUGGAAUCAGGACUUGUUAUUGGAGGAAAUAUUCCGAAAUUAGAAUCUGAAUCAGUAUUGAAAAAUAUUAAAGAUAAAAGUGAAUUUGUUCCUCAUAUUAAAUCAUUUUAUCAAGAUAAAUAA
Messenger RNA from Dentiscutata erythropus, 144 nucleotides. The record is from the annotation of a GenBank genome assembly. Lineage: Eukaryota; Fungi; Glomeromycota; Glomeromycetes; Diversisporales; Gigasporaceae.